GUAGAAGAAGGGGGAGAGCCCAGCCCAGACAAGGUGUGGGGGAGGAAAGGCAGCACCCAGUAGCAAAGGCCACCCUGUGCCGCAGCCUUAGCCGAAACCGCAUCUCUGGGAAAGGGCUUCUUGCUGCCUGUUUGUAUCCCUGAGUCACCACAGACCCCCACCCUCCAACGUGGGAUGUUAACCUCGGCCCAAUAUGGAGAUUAGCUGCAGAGCCGAAGCAGAGUCCCAAAGGAGCUUCGGUUCUGCAGAAUCUGUACAGCCUUCUUCACCGUGCACUGACCAGACGUUGGGGCUCGGGAAAUCCGAGCUGAGGACCGGAAUUCCUCAAGGAGUCACUCAGGAGCGAGCCGUGACCAGCCGGAGAGAGUGACACGUCGGUACUCAGGCCCGCCUUCCUCACCAUCCUCACCUUCCCCACCUUCCCCUCACGUGCGCACAGGCAGUUCCCCAGAAGCGAGCCCUGUAGCUCUGCCAAAGACAAGCCUGUUGGGUUCCCGGGGGAGAAAAAAAAAAAAAAAAAGGCAACCACACAAAACCACUUCAGGCAAAGUCAACAGCGUUGAAAUCGUUACCUUGAAGAAACCCAGUGGAGAAGCGUGCAAAGAUGAAUGGCCCGGUGGACGGCUUGUGUGACCACUCUCUAAGUGAAGAAGGAGCCUUCAUGUUCACCUCGGAGUCUGUAGGAGAGGGACACCCGGUGCUGAAUUCUUCCACCAGCAGGAUAAAAUGAAUGCUUUUUCAACUUCCAAGAAAACCACCUAUGAGCUAUCUUACAGCCACUGAGUGAUACUGAUAGAAAUUCUGAAAGCCUAAAGAAACAGUUCAGAAAGAGCCUCCUUACACGUUAUUUCAGUCUGCGGAGCUGUCUCAACACCCUUGCUCAUCUCGGCUUUAUCCCUAAUACCCCUUAUCCCAGUCCCCCGUGUGGACUGGGGACAUGUGACCUGCGUCCUUGAAACAAGCAGAGUCAUCCGUGGUCAGCAUACAAGAUCUGCGACCAGAUCAGUGAUGCCGUGCUGGAUGCCCAUCUGAGGCAGGACCCCAAUGCCAAGGUGGCCUGUGAGACGGUGUGUAAGACAGGCAUGGUGCUACUCUGCGGAGAGAUCACCUCCACGGCCACAGUGGACUACCAGCGGGUGGUGAGAAGCACCAUCAGGCACAUCGGCUACGACGACUCCGCCAAGGGCUUUGACUUCAAGACCUGCAAUGUGCUGGUAGCUCUGGAGCAGCAGUCCCCGGAUAUUGCCCAGUGUGUACAUUUGGACAGAAACGAAGAAGACGUCGGGGCCGGAGACCAGGGUCUGAUGUUCGGCUAUGCCACCGACGAGACAGAAGAGUGUAUGCCCCUCACUAUUAUCCUCGCCCACAAACUCAAUGCCCGAAUGGCAGAACUCAGACGCUCCGGGGUCCUCCCCUGGCUGAGGCCUGACUCCAAGACCCAGGUGACAGUUCAGUACAUACAGGACAACGGCGCGGUCAUCCCCGUGCGCAUCCACACCAUCGUCAUCUCCGUGCAGCACAAUGAAGACAUAACACUGGAGGACAUGCGCCAGGCCCUGAAGGAGCAGGUGAUCGAGGCCGUGGUGCCAGCCAAAUACCUGGACGAAGACACCGUUUACCACCUGCAGCCCAGCGGGCGGUUUGUCAUCGGAGGUCCCCAGGGGGAUGCGGGCGUCACUGGCCGCAAAAUUAUCGUGGACACCUAUGGCGGUUGGGGGGCGCACGGUGGAGGGGCCUUCUCCGGGAAGGACUACACCAAGGUGGACCGUUCGGCAGCUUAUGCUGCCCGCUGGGUGGCCAAGUCCCUGGUGAAAGCGGGACUCUGCCGGAGAGUGCUCGUGCAGGUUUCCUACGCCAUCGGUGUGGCUGAACCACUGUCCAUUUCCAUCUUCACCUAUGGAACCUCUCAGAAGACAGAGAGAGAACUGCUAGAUGUGGUCAACAAGAAUUUCGACCUUCGGCCCGGGGUCAUCGUCAGGGACUUGGAUUUGAAGAAGCCCAUCUACCAGAAGACGGCGUGCUACGGCCAUUUUGGAAGAAACGAGUUCCCAUGGGAAAUUCCCAAGAAGCUCGUGUUUUAGAGCUGGUGGGCGCAGGGCCUGCCUCGCCCUGGAAGCUUCUGGAUUGGCACCUCUUGUCCAGGACCCCAACUCUCAGAUGUCCCAGACCCAGGGCCCUGACCGCUCCCCCCACCCCCCGCUGCUGCAGGGAGUGCCUUCCCCACCCACCGCCCCCUCCUGGACCAAGCUGCAACUCUAGGGCUAGCCCUGUGCUGUCGUCACUGUGAAUGGCAGGAGGCUUGCUGGUGCCUGGGGUCAGACCUCCUCAUGGCGGUAGUCACACUGUCCCCCUGCUUUUCCCUCAGACUGAGGCGAUGUUAAUUUAGUGGAAAAACCACCCCUGUGAAGAGUAAAUCCCCCCACGCCUCCCCCAUGGCUGGUCCCCUCCUCCCUCACAGAUCUCAGGGAUCCUGGGUGGCUGGCUGUUCCCUUCCCAUCUGUGGCCUGUGCCCUGAGCCAAGGGCCUUCACGGAGGCAUCUCAGGCUAGGCAUCCGACAGGGACAGGAACAGGGGCUGACACCUGCUGAGCAGCUAUGGUGUGCGAGGGCCCGAGCCAAUUACCAACCUCGUUUCUUCUUCACCGCAACAUGGUGAGGUGACACCUCAUUCCCAAUUUCCAUAUGGGGAAACUGAGUCACAGACCGCCUAGGUGACUUUCCCAAGGUCCUACAGCCACAUGUGUCAGGACCCACACGUGAUCCAGGGGCUUUGACUCGAGAGCCCGUACGCAGCCCCCAACGCUGUUCCCAUCUCAUGCCGGACGGAGGCCUGAGCAAUGACCACGCAGAUUGAAAAGCAGCUCUGUGGCCUCUGUCCUGAAGACCUGAGCUUGCUGCUCACCUCUUGGUGAGCCCUGGGCAGGGAUAUGUGAAGUCAGGAUAGAGAAGCAGCUUGUCCCAGCUCAGGUGGCCAGCCCCUUAGAUGGGUCCGGAACCCCGUGGCUUCCAGCCCUUCUCUCUUUGGCCUCUUGGUCUGAAUGCCGUUGGAAUAAGUGUGUGAGCCCCUCAGACGCCCCUUCCAGAGAGGCCACUCGUAAGGGCCGAAUAUCUAAUGUUAAGUAGUGACCCAGGUGGCGGAGCUGAACUCCUAGCGGUAGACAAGUUGGCUGAAGUGUCAUGAGGAGAUUCUGCCUUUGCCAGGUGGCUCCCGGGGCACAGCCCUCAAGGGGCCUGAGUGGUCCUCGGUGCGCUAAGGUCUUGGAAGCGCACGUUCACCUGCCUUUCCGUCCCUGGCCAGCCCUGCCUCCCCCACCUGUCAGCCUGGGCCGCUGACAGCAGUGUCUCUGCCUUCUCCCUAGCUGCCCAGACCACAGGCUCAGGUAAGGGCCCCCAAGGGUCCCAUAGAGCACUGAGGCCUGGGCUUUGGUCCAGGGUCCAUGGCGCUGGUUCUGGCUGAACCAGGCAGCCCAAGAACCCUCAUCUGGGGAGCAGACGGCCUGCAUCUGGGCUCCAGGCCUGACGCACAAAGACCCCAAGCUUUUCUCCUUACGUCAGGGAAAAGGCAGCUCUUCAGGGGAGAAAAAGAAGGCCGAUUUACCACCGAAACCUAGAGCUCCUGUCCGCUCCCAGCAAGUCUCAAGCUCCCUCCAGGAGAGGGAGGCACAAGCUUGCAGGCGGUCAAUGCCUCCCACUCAAGCCCUAUUCAAAGUGAAAAUUCAGAAUUGCAUGGUUGCCCCUCCCCCCCUGGAGAUAAAAGAUCUUUUUUUGGACAUUGUUGAUAUGAAACUCGAACCUUUAUGUGUUAAUAGUUCCUGCUGGGACAGUGAAUAAACAACUACUCUGUGCUCGG
This is a messenger RNA of Neofelis nebulosa (Clouded leopard), 3849 nucleotides long. RefSeq names its product methionine adenosyltransferase 1A (gene MAT1A). The transcript is spliced from 11 exons. Gene Ontology annotation, molecular function: methionine adenosyltransferase activity; ATP binding. Gene Ontology annotation, cellular component: cytosol. The record is from RefSeq and is a predicted model, not a curated record. The coding region runs from base 1083 to 2081 and encodes 332 amino acids. NCBI's taxonomy places the organism in Eukaryota, Metazoa, Chordata, Mammalia, Carnivora, Felidae. Gene Ontology annotation, biological process: S-adenosylmethionine biosynthetic process.